Molecule: messenger RNA, 4713 nt
Organism: Triplophysa rosa
Lineage: Eukaryota; Metazoa; Chordata; Actinopteri; Cypriniformes; Nemacheilidae
Gene: maza
Product: vascular endothelial zinc finger 1
Exons: 7
Coding region: 1036-2493 (485 amino acids)
Biological process (GO): regulation of transcription by RNA polymerase II
Molecular function (GO): RNA polymerase II cis-regulatory region sequence-specific DNA binding; DNA-binding transcription factor activity
Source: RefSeq, a predicted model, not a curated record
UUUUUUUUUUGUCCACCAGACAGCUCGUUUCCUACAUACGUACGUACGGUUGUCUACCGUCGAGGGUUUUUGUGUAACGGGCCGUGUUUUUAAAAAGCAUCGCGUUGACGCUUUCUUUUAUCUGCUCUCGACAUUAUUGUUGUAAUUUGCGUCGGCCGAACUCACGCGUCGGAGGGGUGCGAGAGGACGACACCGAGCUCGAGAACAUCGCGUAGAGGAGGGGACGAAGACACGGAGGGGGUGUUCUCUCAAAAUAUACUAUCCCUUUAAAACAAGGAGGACACGGCGGUGGGGGAGAGAUAGCGGGGCAGAGAAGACGGGAUAAAAAAAGAAAAGGAAGAAAGAGCGAGGGUGGGAGGGUGAGAGUAUUGCAGGGGAAAAAAAGAAAAAUGUCAUCCUCUCGAUUGAAAUGCCGAGGCGGAGCCAUGGACAACGACCGGUAAAGUGCACGCUAGACGGGAAUGGGAUUUAACGCAACGCCGAGGCUCGAAUCGACGCUGCUCGGGGCCUGGAUGGAGAAUAUUAUAAUAAAAAUGAUAGCAUUCAUUUGAUCUACGCCAUGAGGUCGCUAAUAGCAAUCAAACAAUAAAAUGCCAUUUGUUUUGAAAAUGAUAUUAUUUUGCAUGAAAAAUGUGUUGUUUCACAUGGCGGUGUCAUUAACGAGAAAGCAUUACACGCAGUAAAACAAAUGUUAUGCAUCCUAAAGCAUGAUGAGCCACCGGUAUAUGACAAUGGGGCGUUGCAUCCGCUUGUUAUUUUGAGAGAUUGACAGCUGUAAAUUUACAUCAUCAUAAAUAAUCGAGAGUGUCAGUGCUCUCUUUUAAUAUUUAGGACUUAAAUUGCAUAUUACCGUUUCAGUGUACUUUUUAGAUUUUAGUGGUGGCGUCGUUUUGCAUGUAGUGGCUUGUCAUCAAUAAAAAGCACGGAACAAAGUCGUUAUAUAAAUACUUAACACUUAAACAUACAGAAAGAACCUUGUCAAGGAAAAAAAACUAGUUUAGUCCAGACGGCAGCUGGCCAGUUUCACACCUCAAGAUGGAUGCAGCUUGGAGCAACUUCCUCUUUCAGACUCCGCCUUCACAGUCCCAAACUGAUGCGAUCCUCCAAUCAGAUCUUUUGCCGGAGCUCACGGAUGCCGCUCAGGACCCGCCUCCUGAAGACAUACCCCCGCCUCCAUCAACGGUGGACACGGCAGCGCUGAGCGAGGAGCCUCUACUGGUGAAACCAGUUACUCGACCAGCCCGACCCGCACACAUCUGCUCCAUAUGUAACAAGCAGUUUAAGAACAGCUAUAACCUGCGGCGUCACCAGUCGGUCCACACCGGCGUGAAGAUGAAGGACAGGGCUGCCAGAGAGAAAUUUGAUGGAGGGAAGGCUGGAGCACGUGCGGAGAGACAGACCAUCCCGCUUUCCCUUCUUCAUCUGUCCAUACCUGCCUCUAUACCUACAGCAGUCGACCCCAUGGCCCAUCCUUCCCCUAUUGGAAAUCAGCAGACAGUUUCUGUCUCUAUUACCCCAGCAACGGUUGCCAUGACGGUCACCCAACCCCUCCCUACUGCAGUGGUGGUUACUGGGACAAUGGUGCAGGCUGCACCAAAUAGCAAUGCAGACGACAACUUCAAUAAUCCCACCCCGAUCCAAAUAUCUAUCCCCAUAACAAAUCCUCUGCCAGUAAACGCAACUCCCAAUCCUAAUCCCAACCCAAACCCCAAUCCGGUAAGGAAGAACCAUGCUUGUGAGGCUUGUGGAAAGGCGUUCAGGGACGUGUACCAUCUGAACCGGCAUCGACUGUCCCAUUCCGAUGAGAAGCCGUACUCCUGUCCGAUCUGUCAGCAGAGGUUUAAGAGAAAGGAUCGCAUGAGUUAUCAUGUCAGGUCACAUCAGGGAGGGGUAGAGAAACCAUACGUGUGUCCUCAUUGUGCCAAGGGGUUCUCUCGGCCAGACCAUCUUAACAGUCAUGUGCGACAGGUGCACUCCACAGAAAGACCCUUCAAAUGUCCGACGUGCGAAUCUGCGUUCGCUACCAAGGACCGGUUACGAGCUCACAUGGUCAGACACGAGGACAAGGUUCCCUGCCACAUAUGUGGCAAACUUCUCUCCCCUGCUUACAUCACUGAUCACAUGAGGGUCCAUAACCAGUCACAGCAUCAUGUCUGCCACAUUUGCAACCGCAGUUUCACCACGCUGACGUACCUGCGUGUCCACGCUCAGAAGCACCACGGGCAAGAGUGGAAGGACGGUGGGGUCGGCCGUGGAUCCGGUCCAGGGGGGGUGCUAUUGUGCCAGUUGUGCGGGGUGCACUGUAAGACGCCCACACAGCUGCAGGGCCACAUGGCCACACAUGCCAACCAGACAGACCCCAAUGUUCCCUGCCCCAUCAGCAGCAGUUCAAUUGCAACUGUGGCUGCAACGACUUCUGUUUCCAACCCUCCAGUCACGGUUGGCCUGCUGGUGACUGACUGCUCCAGUAUCGCUCCUCAGAGCCACAGCUAGCCAACAGCACACCACAAAGUGGGAGGGGUGGGGUUGGAUGAAAUGGGGAUUAAUAGAGACUAUUGUACGAGAGGAUUGGUCUAACCUGGACAGGUGAGGAACGAAGUAAACUAGGCAGAGCUGAUAUAUUGAACAUUCACAAAGUUGUGAUUCAGAGAUCAUUGUGUAUAUCACAUUUUAAUGUGAUGUAACGUGUGCCUAAAAUUUUGCCUAAAAGAGUUUUUUUUACAUCGUCUCUUGGCAAAAAAAUUACUUUUAAAGAUCAGUUCAUUUUUGUGAAUCAAUUCAAAUCUCAGUUUGUGUUGUCAUUCAAAGUUUACAUGGAAUUCCCUUCAUGGCAUUUAACAUGCUUGAAAAUGUUUAAAAACAAAAUAUAUCACUGUUCAUAACUAUGUUGUGUGCAUGUAAAGGAAUAAGGUAUAUUAAUAUAUGCAGAUAUUUGUUUUAACCAUAACACCCAGACAUUUAUCUCAUGUUUUUUAACGUAGCCUCCUCUUAUCCCGUGUUUUGUGUAAUUUGUUUAUUAAUGGAGGUAUUUCCAUAGAGGAGGAGCCAUUGUGAAUGCAAAUCAACAUUACCAAUCCAACCUCACUGUAUUCCCACUCCAGGCUGCCAUGGAAAUGCCAAAAAAAAUUGCCCAACCCCUUCCAUCUUCCUGACACUGUGCUAGAACUAAUGACUUUCUUCAAAAGUGUGACAUAUCCUCAAGAAACAUCAUCUUGCUUCAAAUUCAUUUUUAUGCACAGACAGACCGACAAAGAAGAAAACUCUUUGUUUCUAUGACGAUCUGCUGGAUGAAUGGUUUGGGUGUCAGUCAUUUCCCCAUGGAGAGAUCACUCUGGUUUUAAAUGUUGGCUGUCCCAGUUCAUUAUGAAAAUAUUCCACAUAGGAAUGUAGACAAGUAAGAAGAAUUGACACGUUAUGCCUCCUAACCAUUUCCUUAUAUUAGCUCACAUUAACUUAUGGUCUUGAAAAUGAAGAAGCAACAUUUUAUAAAUGAAUAUACUCUGUUGUAAGAGAUCAUUCCAUUAUAAAUGAUCUUUACAUGAAUUGACCACUAUACAGAACGUCCGAGGGGAUCAAAUAUGGUGCCAUUCCUCUCUUUACUCCAUGCAAAGGGAUGUAAGGAUUUCAAACGUAACAUGGCAAAAUAUUUAUAUUUGUAAUGUAUGUGGUAUAUGUGAAAGCUGCAAAAGCACAUUGUUUAAUGCCCUCUGAUAUUUUCACAGUUCUCAUUGAUCUUGAUUUAUCUACUAGCUUUUGUUUUCAAGUGAGGAUGUUAAUUGUAAAGUUAAUGAAGCUGCAUAGGAAUUUUCAAGUUCUGUUUGUGUUUAUGCUUGUUACGCCAAUAUGUGUUGGUGUCGCUGUACUCUUAUCCUAAUGAAUCUCUGUACAACGAUCUUGCACCUAAUUAUACUGCAUUUAACUAACUGCAGACUCUGUUCAUCUAUUGGGAUAUUCUUUAUUAUGUAUGUCUAGUUACCUGGUGCCUGGCACUUUUUAGGAAUAGGAAACUUUUUGGUAUCCAAUUGUUGUUCAUGAAGCAUAACAGAAAAAAAAACAUAUUUUGGUAGUGAAACGUAUUAUGUAAGAGAAACUGUUACAUACUUCAAAAUUAAUAUAAUUUAAAAAGUAGUUGUUUUUACCUUUUCCAUUCCAUUUUUCAUCUUCUUGUUAAAAAUCAUACCACAAUAUCAUUGUUUUGUUAAAAACAUUUCUAAUUAACUACUUUGACCUCAAAACAUCGUUUAGCUGGGUCCCCAUACAACUUUGUAACUGCAUGAUUUUAACCUGUUUUUUUAUAUACGGUAAAAAAUGAACAUUCCAUCAUUUAGACCCCUUUUAAAGCAUUUAAAGAAGCCAAGUAGGUUAUCUUUCUUAUUUAAUUUUCUGUUUCAAACCCUAAUAAACAGCUUAAAAAUAUUUUAAUUAUUUGCUGGAUCCGACAAUUAAAUAUUUGAUAUUUAAUUACCAUUUUUUAUAUUAAAAUGUAACCUCGACCUUUCUGUUUUAUUUGUAGUAAAACCAUGGGUCAAUUAAAAUGAUAUCUCUACAUUUGAUCCCACGCUAACACCAACCUAUCUGAAUGAAUAAUUUAGGCUAAUCUGCAACCUGUUACCUAUUAUGGCGUAUUAAUAGGCUAUUAUAAAGUUGAUAUUAAAUGAAUGUUUAUAAUUAAGCUGGAUACUUUAUGAUAAUAAAAAAUGUAUAUGGACCAUU